This is a messenger RNA of Parnassius mnemosyne (clouded apollo), 273 nucleotides long. The record is from the annotation of a GenBank genome assembly. Lineage: Eukaryota; Metazoa; Arthropoda; Insecta; Lepidoptera; Papilionidae.
AUGCGCAUGUAUUUGGAGACAGAGCCCGAGCAUGUUGAAGCUGAAACUUUAAAAACAGCUGAAAGCGCUGGCACUUUUUGGAGCAAGAACAAACAUUUAGUGCCAUUGACCGUUUUAGCGCUAAAAUAUUUAUCGGUGCCAGCAACGUCUGUGCCUUCGGAAAGGAUGUUUUCCAAAUCGGGAUAUGUACUGUCAUCCAGAAGAAGCAGGUUGCAAGCGGAUGCUGUCGAUCACAUAUGUUUUCUUAAUCAAAAUUACGACUUAUGUGAUUAG